Molecule: messenger RNA, 2567 nt
Organism: Anopheles cruzii
Lineage: Eukaryota; Metazoa; Arthropoda; Insecta; Diptera; Culicidae
Product: cyclin-L2-like
Exons: 2
Coding region: 651-2165 (504 amino acids)
Biological process (GO): regulation of transcription by RNA polymerase II
Cellular component (GO): nucleus
Molecular function (GO): cyclin-dependent protein serine/threonine kinase regulator activity
Source: RefSeq, a predicted model, not a curated record
GAAGAAGCUGGCACCGCGUUUGCCUUGGACUACUGUUGUUUGCUACACUUUUAGUACUAUUGCAGAACUACUUUCCCCCAGAACUACUUGCCCGCAGUUGUUUGGUUCCGAUGUUCCUAUCGGCUCACAGACACGUAAGUAAGUUGGCCAAGAAGGGGGUAAGUCAAGUGUUGUCCGGAUGACUGCUUCAUUCCAGAGUUUUCAGAUCGCAGAGAACGAACGUUUCCGUAUCGUAUUGUUAUUUGGAACGAUGCACUAGAAAUGCAUCCUUUGGCCUGUGGCGUCGCUAGACAAGCGGCCGUAGAUACGGUGCAUUCUCGCUGCUUUUUUGGUUCACGAAUUGAACAAAUUCAGAGUAUCACACCGAGUGACCGAGGAAUGGUGCUCCAUGCGGUUGCGUUGCGCCGGGAUCCGAUUUUUGUUCGUUUGUUUUGUUUUUGUUUUGUUCAACGUUGUUGUGCUGCAGAAUCGCUCACCAGGUUGGCGAUCGUUUGGGCAUUUAAUAAAAAAAAAAAAAACUUUCGCGAGCAACAAAACCAACAACGUAAGGUUAAAUUCGCGCCUGUGCGUGGUGAUGUUACCCUCCCGUCGCGCACUUCUUUUUUCUACUUUCAUUCGUUCGUCCGUUCGUCCGCCCCCAAAAAAGGCCCAUGCUGCCGAUGAUCCUUGACCAGCACUACAUCAACCUGAAGUCGCAGGUCAUCAAGGCGGAGCGGCGCGUGCUGAAGGAGCUUGGCUUCUGUGUGCACGUCAAGCACCCGCACAAACUGGUCGUCAUGUACCUGAAGUACCUCGAGCUGGAGAAGCACCAGAACAUGAUGCAGAUGGCGUGGAACUUCAUGAACGAUUCGUUCCGCACGGACGUGUUCGUGCGCCACCAGCCGGAGACGAUCGCGUGCGCCUGCAUCUAUCUGACGGCGCGCAAGCAAAACAUUCCGCUACCGAGUAGCCCACCGUGGUUCGUGAUAUUUCGCGUCAGCGAGGACGACAUGCUGGACGUUUGCUAUCGCAUCAUGUCGCUGUACCGGCGCACGAAACCGGACGCCGACCACCUGGAGGCGGCGGUCGACGCGCUGAAGAAAAAGUACCAGGAGCAACGCAAGAAGGACCGUCCGGAUACGAACACCCCACCGACCGUCAUCACCGUCGAUCGUAGCAAUGGAUCGCACAAUGCGUGGGGCGGCUUCAUACAGCGUACCCUGCCGCCGCCGCCGAACAACACCGACACCAAUGCCAUCACCGGCGUCGGUGGUGGCGGCGGCGGAUUGAACAGCAGCAACCCGGGUGUCACUAGUGGCACCAACUACAAUAACAACGAAUCAACCGAUGGAGGGAAGACGCUGGCCGAUGGUCAAAAGUCACGCUCAGGAUCGAAGUCCCGAUCGCGCUCCAAAUCGCGAUCGGCGCGGUCCCUGUCGCGGUCCCAGUCGCACUCUCGAUCGCGGUCGCGUACCUCACGGUCACGGUCGAAAACGAGAACGCGGUCGGGCAGCGUGAUAUCGCGGUCCCGAUCUCGAUCACGAUCUCUACAAUCGCCCCGUCAUUCCGCCGGAGACGGUGGACAGAGCAAAAGCGGCGGUGGCGGCGGUGGCGGCGGUGGCGGCGGUGGCGGCGGUGGUGUUAAGCGUGGCGCAAAAAAAUCACGCCACAGAUCGAGAACACCGACAAAGAUGACGUCCAGUUCCGGGGGGAAGAAAAAACUGUCCCGCCUCUACUCAUCACGCACGCCGUCACCGGACUCGCCGCAGAAGUACAAAAAGAGUGAUAAGAAGUACGAAGUACGCCGCUCGGGACGUGAGGAGCGGGGCAGCGACAAUCGUUACACAAACGGGUCCGAUCGUGACCGUGAGCGCGAUCGUUCGACGAAGGGCAACAACUUGAGCCUCGGUUCCAUGCUCGACCGUGAGCAGCGUGACCGUCAUCGGGAUCGCGAAAGAGAUCGCGAUCAGCAGCAGCAGCAGCGGGUACGCUCCGAUACGAAGAGCGGAUACGAGCGGGACGAUUACCGUCGGAGCGAGAAAGAACAUCGGGGCAACGGAAAGCACGACAAGUACGGUUCCGGUCGACACAACAGCCCGGCAGCCCACGGUGGUCGCCAUCGGUCAUCGAAGCAUGAGCGAGAACGGUCACGUGACCGCGAACGGGAUCGGGACCGACGGCGGUAAUCGCCACCGGGGGUGUUCGGACGAAGAAGGAUCUGUUGCCAUCGGGGCUAAGCGCGCGGUAUCGCUUUCUCUCAAUCGAGUCCACUCAACACAGUAAAGUUCAACAAGUACCGGUAGGCAAAAAUCAUCAACCAUCUUCAACCUCCGUUUAUGUUCUCGUGUGCGCCGGGGAACGAUCGAUGUAUGGAAUUGUGCCGAAUUAGCUUUAAUUUCGUUCGGGAGGAGCGCAAUCAACCAAUCAACCCCGUGGCAAGGCGCCAAUUUACCGGUAAACGGUAAAUCGAACGCAGAGACGAUUUUAACUACUCCGAGUGGUGAGCCCCACUCGCGUCAUGAUACUUUCGGAGCAUACACACUAAAUGCAACUGAACGAGAAACCGAUAAUAAAUAAGUGAUACUGUU